AUGGAUGUCGACGGGGCGUCGCCCGCACCCCUCAAUCCAGGACCCUCUCCAGCACAGCGGCCGCGCCGCCGCGGCCCGCCGCCGCUGGUGGAGGAGUCGUCUGCGGCGGAGCGGCUGUUCUUGGCGGGCCAGGCCAGGGCGCACCAGCAGCAGCAGCAGGACGACUGGGGGACGCCCGGGGGCGGCGCAAAGGGCGCGGCCGCCAAGCGCAAGCAGCAGCAGCAGCAGCAGCAGCGGACGCCGGGCGGCGGGCAGCAGGGCGAGGGGGCCCAGGGGCAGGGGCAGGGGGGCGAGGAGGGGGCGGCGCUGCCGCCGGUGUCGGCCUACCUGCUGGGUCCCUGUGAAAUGGAGGAGCCGCCUGAGAAGCUUCCGCUGGACGAGGCCGUCGCCCGCUGCAUCGACGCGGCGGCCGGCGGCAGGGUGGAGCUGCGGCAGCGGCUGCUCGCCGGCAUCCUGCUGACUGGGGACGCGGGCGGCACGCGCGGCCUGGCGGGGCUGGUGGAGCGGCGCGUGGCGGCCAUAGUGGCGGCGCAGCCGCUGCAGGGGGUCGGGCUGGCCGCCGUGCAGCCCCCGAUGGUGAACGUGCUGGAGCAGCGGGGCGACCCGCGGCACACCGCCUGGCGCGGCGCCGCGCUCCUUGCCUGCCUGGACAGCACCAGCAGCGGCCGGGACGGCUGGCUGACGCGCCGCCAGUGGGCGCCCGAGUUGGCCGCGGGCGCGGGCGGCGCGCCGCCGGGGCGCGCGGCGGCGGCGGUGAACCGGCACGCGCGGCUGUUCAGCUUCCUGCGGGCGCAGCAGGGCGCGUGA
Messenger RNA from Monoraphidium neglectum, 807 nucleotides. RefSeq lists its product as hypothetical. Lineage: Eukaryota; Viridiplantae; Chlorophyta; Chlorophyceae; Sphaeropleales; Selenastraceae. The transcript has 3 exons. The record is from RefSeq and is a predicted model, not a curated record. The coding region runs from base 1 to 807 and encodes 268 amino acids.